Athalia rosae (coleseed sawfly) is the source of this 4041-nucleotide messenger RNA. RefSeq lists its product as uncharacterized. The transcript has 2 exons. The record is from RefSeq and is a predicted model, not a curated record. NCBI's taxonomy places the organism in Eukaryota, Metazoa, Arthropoda, Insecta, Hymenoptera, Athaliidae. The coding region runs from base 72 to 1229 and encodes 385 amino acids.
CCGUGCGAGUUCGUCAAUUUUCGUUCUCGCUGAGAAGAAAAUUUUUCUUAUCCCAAUUAUUUUACCGUUUCAUGGGACGUGUUAAAAGUAUGCGGUUGUUUGGCGAUGCGACCGUUUGUACCGAGGUUUGGCUGCGGACUGGCUCUCUCUAUAACGUAGAGCAUAGACAGUCUCGGCGCAUUGGCCGAGAGUAUCCGUGGGUGGGGACAAGUGGGGGCCCUCUGACCCAAUUCCCGGUCGUUCAACCGCGGGUUCACCGCGCGAAAGUGAGAGUUCCCAUGUCGCCUCUCUCUCGCACUAUAAUCGACCCUCCGUCUCCGCUCUCGCGUACUCUCUUUCUCUUUAUUUCUCUCUGCACCUCUCUUGCCCCCCCACCCCCCUCGCCCCCCUCGCCCCCCUUCCACGCCGCCAUAUUUCUCUCGUUUUUUUUUUCCCUCACUCGCGAAGAAGUCGUCGGGCAUAUGGGUUCGUUAUUUCUCGAAAGUUCCUCACGCACUCGCACUCGUUACCGACGUCCGACGGGGUUAGCUCGACGACGACGACGACGACGAGUUGUUCGGCUUCUUCUUAUUAUCAUUCUUCCUCUUCCUCCUUCUUUCUCUCUUAGUUACGAAUACUCAACUCGGAGAUACGAGGCUACUACGAGCGCUACCAACAGUUCUACUAACGGAUUCCGUUCCCUCGUUAACCCCCUUCGAACGUCUCGCGCGCAACGCACGCCCACGAAGAACGCAAAUAACUUGAAAAGAAAAAAAAAGAAGGAAUUUUCUUGUUUUUGUUUAUCGUCGAGUUUUUAUCGGACAAACGCGUGCCGUAACGCGAAAAAUUUCAUCGUCGUGCAACGAGUAGACGUCGUUUUCAGCCCGCGGUACAAAAAUCGUCGUAGCGUCGACGUGAAAAGUAGUUCAUCCCAUUUAGUUCCCCGGCACAUCUAUUUAUCGGCAAUUGCAAACGACGACGACGACGCAAUCGCAACGAUCAUUGGAGGAACGAACGAUCGCUACGACAAUCACGCGAACUGGACGACUCGUACGAUUGAUUCAUACCCGCGAGAGAUCUACUUAAAUAUUUCGACGGUUCGCCGCAACGAUUGCGUUUCUAGUAUCGGUCAACGACCUCUUCCUGGUUCUUCCCCCCUCCCCUCCAUCCUCCUUCUUUAUUUUCUAUUCAACUCCUGCAGCGCGAGCGUCGGUGUGACUUACGUAACGUCGUCGUUGGUUCGCGCUUAGGUAGCGUUACAGGCGUACGUACGAACGCAUACACGGAGAGACGGAAAUUCACACACACAGACAGACACACAGAGCAUUUACGAAUCCGACGUCGCGUUUCGCAUGCGCGACUUAACGAGACCGUUCUAUAUAUUAGAAUUCUUAAGCGUGCGCGUAGCGGAGGAAAAGUAGUAACAAACAGCACCGACGCCAACCGGGAGAGGGAUGCCUGAAACUUCUCCGCCCAAGAAAAAGAGAGGGAAGUUUGUGGUUCAGUGACGUCGCAGUCGCGACCUCGCCUACCUCAACGCGCGCGCGUACGAUGGUCCCGUUGCCUCAGGCGCGGCGCGACGGUGAUACGUCCCGAUCUCGACUGCGCGCACCAACACCGCGGGGAAAAGUACACGCUUCGGCGUCGUUAUAGGAACGCUCGGAAUUCGCUCCGUUCGGAGCGUCCGACCGGCUCAGCGGUUGAGCGAGGAAUGCUCGCUGCCGGCGUAAGUCUGCCACCUGGCGAUUGAAGCCUGGCCUGGCCGCCUCGCUGCCUACCUAGGAGGUAUUCGAGGGAAGGGAAGAAGGUGCGGAUACGUCGGCGGAGGUGGAGGUGGAGGUGGUAAAGCCGCUUGAUAUAGUAGGGGGGGGUAUUGCCACUUCCUAAAGUGAUUUGGCGGACAGUGGCCCUGCCGUUCGAUCGCGAGGAUUGCGGGGCCGUUGACACUUUGGCCUUCAACUCUUGCACUCGCAAAUUAUUUGACGUGGCGUUCGCGCAAAAUUUGAUCAAGUGCUUCUACAAAAAUAUUUUAUCAAUCGCACUCGCUAUUGGCAUUUAUAUUUAUCAUGUAUAUGUAUGUAACGUAUAUUAUAGAUACGUCCUUCGACGACCGAACGAUGCGUAUUGCCAAUAUGAUAAACGAGAAAUUAUUUUACAGAAACGUUACACUUUACUCGGUAACGCGUAUAAAGAAAAUUCACUUUUUUACUUCGAUUCAUUCGAGACUCUUCGGUUAUUUUAUUUUUUUUUUUCGUUUUCCUCUUCGGUCAUUCGGUCGUUGCAUACAUUGCGAAAAGCGGCCCGACGUAUAUUCUAAGGACCAUUUCCGGCGAAAUCGACGUCCUACCGCGAAACUUUUACUCCGACCGCCCCCUCUCCGGUAUAUCGGCCACGCAGAUCAUGAGACUUGGAUAUUUCGAAUGGCCGAAUAUGAGGGGGAACGAAUUGUUGAAAGGAAGAAUGUUAGAAAUGCGGUCGGAAGGAUGUCCCAAAAAAUUUUACCGAGUACCUGCAGUGCGGGUCUGCGGGCGACCCUGGAUUAUAGCAUACCUGCACCGGUAGAAGACGAAUGGCCUAGAUGGGGAUGAACCGAGGAGCGAAAUGAAUAUAAGAAAAGCGAGGAAAAAUGAAAAUAGAAAUGACCAUAUCCGCAAUUCUUGGCACGGCAGAAGCUCCGCUCUUUGAUUUUUUUUUUUUUUUUUCUCUUUCCUUCUUCUUCUUUUCUUUUUUUCCGCUCUUUUUAUCUGUUUUUUUUUUUUUUUUUUUUGCAAGAGGAGAGUACCGUCCACGGUCACGAUUUCCGCGGUAGCUGCAUUAUUACCUUUAUAAUGUACAAUGGGGAGAAUCAGCAUAAAGUUCCUCGGAAUGUGAGUACGAGUAUAAUCCGAAACCACUGUAUAGUUACGGGUUAUCAAGUUUCUCGCAUCACCGCGAACAUAUUGUAUAUGUAUAUACAAUUCGUUAGCUAAACUCAAAUAAGGUUCGCGCGAUUAAGCGAUGUUUCUCAUUUCUCAAGGAUGUUUAAAUACACCAGACGAAUAUGCAGCGCAACGAGGACAUCGUGACCUACGUAAAAACGGGGGAAACAUUUGUACAAUUAUUGAGAAGAAGAAAAAAAAAACAAAAAAUAUAUAUAUAAAUAAAUAAGUACGUUGCACUUAAUUUGGCGAACUCGCGAUACGCGAAUCGUGCUAAGAGACGCUACGCUGCAGUCGAAUCGUAUGAAUCAUCAUUAUUUUCGAAUCGUGUGUAUAUCUCCGUUGUAUCGGCUGUAUAUAUUUUUCUCAGUUUCUCGCCUCUCUCGUUUAUGCCGAAACCGAAGUGAACCGCGAACCGAACGUAUUAUGUGGUAACGCUCGUUAAACCGACGACGCCAAGGUUUUUUUUUUCAACGAGUCCCUGCGCCAAAGCAAAAGGCGAGCGAGCGGGCGAGCGCGCGAACGCUUCCGCGUGACCAAGGCCAAUUUGCGAUCCGCGGGACACCGGUCACUAACAUUUCGGUCAACCUUGAACAGUUUCAUUCCUCCAUACACUCGUACACGAAUCGGACGAAUACAAUAAUAUAAUCUCUAUACACACGCAUCCAUCACACCUUAUUUUAACCAAUCACAUUCGUACACGACGCGGCGCACCACACCACCACCACUCACUUCGCGAUUACCGUCUAGAUAGAUAUAUACAUAUAUAUAUAACGAACCAUCGACCUUUCAAGUCUUCCUGGUGACCACUCGUCGUACGGUCAUCGUUUAUUAUAAAUUAUACAUCAACGUUAAUUCCAUCCAUUGCAAUCGAAAUGGCAACAAACUGUACGUCGUUUCGAUCUCGAUUGCGAAUGCCAACGAUUCAACUGUCCGCAUGUGAUAUACUUUCGAUAGUUUGAACGAGGAAUUUAAUGCGAUACGUGUGUACGUAGCUCGAUAUUUCUGACCCUGGAGAGUCCUACGCGUGUAAAUGCGAAAGACAAAAAUUACAUAUUCCUCAUCAACCGCACAUGUGUACAGUUAACCGUAUACCUCUGCACAUAAGUACAUGGAAAUCUCGUGUUUGUACGUACGAGUUAUA